Messenger RNA from Filobasidium floriforme, 4329 nucleotides. RefSeq names its product multidrug resistance-associated ABC transporter. Gene Ontology annotation, molecular function: ATP binding; ATP hydrolysis activity; ABC-type transporter activity. Lineage: Eukaryota; Fungi; Basidiomycota; Tremellomycetes; Filobasidiales; Filobasidiaceae. The coding region runs from base 1 to 4329 and encodes 1442 amino acids. Gene Ontology annotation, biological process: transmembrane transport. The transcript is spliced from 19 exons. Gene Ontology annotation, cellular component: membrane. The record is from RefSeq and is a predicted model, not a curated record.
AUGGGGUUUUUCAGCUUUCAUACCAAGCCAGCCCCACCGCUCGACCAAAAUCAUACCGUCUCUCCUGAAUGGAAAAGCAAUUUCCUCUCCCAAUUGACUUUCUCCUGGCUUCACCCGUUUCUGCAGAUUGGGUACUCAAGACCGUUACAAUUGACCGAUCUUUGGAGGCUUGAGGAUGAAAGAUUAUGUUAUUACCAAUCAAACCUUCUGGCACACAAUUUCUACAACAAGUAUAGCCACAUUGAUGCGGCAUACUGCAAGCCUUGCUCGAAUAGCGAGGGGACUCAGACCAAAACCGCCAAAGCUGAGGUUGUUAUCGAUCCGGAUGGGGAUGCAUUGCAGAAAAUCAGCCCUCAGGAGGAGGUUAAGACCACAGGUUCGCAAACCCUUCCGCAGAUGAUGCUUCCAGUGGAUUGGCCAGGCACCGAGAUUGAUCUGACAGCCACCUCAACUGGGCACGCAGAGAAAAUAUCGUCGCCAAACACUGGUUGCUGGACAUGGAUACGACUUCUCUUUUCCAAGAAAAAGAUAUCACAAAUCAGCUGCUCGGAGCCACUCGAUGCGACUGUUUUGGUCUUGCCUCUGUACAGUACGCCAGGACUUUGUGGUAUCACUUGUGGGAUCAUUAUCGCUUCUUCUGUGGUGGUCAAGGAAUUGAUACAGUUUGUCUCAGAAUCCCAUGCGUGGAGCAAAGCUACGGAUGCCGAACGGGUCAACUUGCAUCAACCAAAGCAACUAGGAAUUGGGUUUGGCUUGGCCAUUGGUUUGGCUGCCAUGCAACAAGUCUCAUUCUUACUCAAUGGGGUGUAUGAAUACCGGUCAACCUUUGCCGGAUCCCUACUACGUAUAGCUAUCAUCGAUCAAAUCUCUUGCAAAUCAAUGCAGCUCUCCACAAGAUCACGGGUCAAACAAACUUCUGGUCGACUGACAAGUGCAGUGGCUGGUAGCACCAGCUUGAUCGAUGUUAUUGUGGAACCAAUCGCCAUCAUAGCAGGCUGUGCGCUUUUGAUCUACAACCUGAAGUACAGCGCCUUGGUUGGCGUGGGCGUACUGUUUGCAUCAUCACCCAUCUUGACUGCAAUGAUGAAUCAGCUCAUUGGCAGUCGUCAGGAACAAAUGAAGUUUAUCGAUGAACGAUUGAGGCUUCUGAGCGAGAUAUUCAAAUCAAUCCGCCAGAUCAAACUGUAUGCCUAUGAAGCCUUCUUUUCAGAGCGUAUCAUAAAGAUACUUAAUGUCUGGAAUCGAAGGUCAGCCCAGAGCUUGAUCACAAUCCAAUUAUUAUCAUUCAUCACCUACGGAAUGUCUGGACAUGAAUUGAAGCCCGCAGUGAUCUUCUCAGCAUUUCAAUUGUUCAACAUCAUCCAAACACCGCUACAGAACCUGCCAGCGUCCUUUGCCAACCUGACUGAUGCGUGGGUUGCGCUGACACGCCUCUCAGAUAUUCUCUUGGCUGAAGAGUAUGCUGGACACAACAGAGGGCACAUCACGAGUAACCCACAUGCAAAGUUUGCAAUCAAGGUUGAUGGGGACUUCACAUUUGAAUCUUCAGAGCAAUCCAAUAGUAGCAAGAAGAAUGAAAUUGCAGGCAAGGAUCGGAAAGCUGAAAAAGAGGCAAAGAAGCAGAAGGCUGCUGCCAAACAGGCUGCCAAGGCAGUGAAGGCACAAGAGAGCCGGGGUUCAUCUUUAGUGGAUACAGAGGAACCUACGGAUCAACAAAUGCUUCACUCCCCAUUCACGUUGAAGAAUAUCAACUUGACCAUCCCACGAGGAGCAUUUGUCUGUGUGGUUGGCCGCAUUGGGUCUGGCAAAAGUGCUCUCAUGGCUGCCUUGAUUGGUGAGAUGCGACAGACAAAGGGCACUUCAGAGCUUGGAGGGACAUUGAGCUAUGUAGCCCAACAUUCAUGGAUACAGAACUCUACUCUAAGGGAGAACAUCACAUUUAAUGAUGAGAAUCCAGAUGAAGCAAGGCUUGCAAAUGCCAUCACAUGUUGUGCUUUGUUGAGAGAUAUAGAACAGCUGCAAGACGGUCUGGAGACUGAGAUAGGAGAGCGUGGAAUCAACUUAUCAGGAGGUCAAAAGGCUCGAAUUGCGCUUGCACGGGCAGUGUAUCAUGACGCAGACAUUGUACUGCUAGAUUCCCCACUGGCUGCAGUGGACAGUCAUGUUUCAGCUCAUCUGGUCAAAAAAUGCAUUUUAGGACAAGGAGCACUUGGAAGCAAAACCCGCAUCCUUGUGACACACCACCUGGAAGUAUUACCAGAUGCAGACCUGAUUUUAGUCAUGGAAGAAGGACAUAUAGUCCAGCAGGGAACAUACAAGGAGCUGUCCAGCACUCGUGGUAUAUUACAGAAGCUCAUGGCAGACCAUGGAAAUGGACAGGCGGACAGUAGACUCAAAGAGACCACCGACCUUGAUACUGGAGCAGCCCAGGUCCCUGACAACCAGCUUCAACACUUGCCCUCUACCACCAAAUUGAUCAUGGAUGAAGAGCGGAAGAUUGGCAGUAUUUCAUGGAGAACAUACAUUGCUUACGCACGCGUAAUGAGCAAAGAAUGGUGGUUCGCCAUAUCAAUCUUUACCUUGAUCUUGGGCGAAACAUGCUCUGUGUUGAACACGCUUUUCCUGGGGUUCUGGAGCGGGCAGUCAAUCCCAGGAUUCAGUCAAGGCAAAUAUAUGGCUCUAUAUGCAACCUUUGGUGCAGCGAAUACACUCUGUACUUUUGGAUCAAGCUACGCACUUUUCAUUGCUGGAAUCCGGGCCUCUUUCAUCAUGUUUGAUGGUGCACUCACAAGUGUUUUGCGCUCGCCAAUAUCUUUCCAUGAUGCAACACCUGUUGGCAGGAUCAUCAAUCGCCUCACAGAAGAUGUUGAGAAGCUGGAUGAUUGGCUCACCUAUCUAUGGUACUCCGUCUUGGUCAACUUUGCCGCAAUCAUGGGGACAUUUUUCUUAGUACUUUAUACUUAUCCGCUCUUAGGGAUCCUCUUUCUACCCCUUGCACUCAUUUACAUCCUGGUUGGCAAAUUCUUCAAUCGGUCCUCCCGUGAGAUCAAGCGCUUGGAAUCACUACAGGAAUCACUAAUCUACAGCUCAUUUGGUGAGCAAUUGGACGGGCUGUCAACUAUCCGGGCUCAUGUGGAUCACCACUUGCGCACAGAAUAUCUCAUUGUGGCUGCUCGCCAUCUGGGCGCUCUUCUAGUCUUAGGUAUUGGUCUAUUUGGGGUAGGAUUGAGGAAUCAGGUGGACCCCAUCAAGCUUGGAGUUAUGGUGCAUUAUGCUGUCCAGGCCGAGCAAGAUAUGAAUACUGCUGAGAGGGUUCUGCAUUACAUUGACCUGAAACGUGAAGCAGCUUCACGCUUGGAGCUUGAUCCUCCAGCAGAGUGGCCUCAAAAAGGACAUGUUGUCUUUGACAAUGUCCAGAUGCGCUAUCGACCUGAUCUGCCACUUGUUCUGAAGGGUCUCACCUUUGAGGCUCAACCUGGGGAAAAGGUGGGGAUUGUGGGGCGAACUGGAGCAGGCAAGAGUUCCUUGGCUCAAGUGUUGUUUAGAAUUGUGGAAUUGUCAGAGGGAAGCAUCAAAAUUGAUGGAUACAACCUUAGGAUCAUGGGCUUGGACACACUGCGGUCCCAACUAUCAGCACUACCACAGAAUACUCUUCUGUUCUCUGGAACAAUGAGAGAAAACCUGGACCCCACAGGGAUCAAAACAGACUCAGAACUUCACGAAGCUCUGCAUCGCUGUGGUCUGGUGCCAUCCACUUCUCAACUUCGAGCUGGAUCAGAUAUAGAACGCUAUAGGAAGUUUCAACUGGAUGCAGUGGUCAAUGAUGAUGGCGAGAACUUCUCGGGUGGAGAACGUCAACUUGUUGCUCUGUGUCGGGCGCUUGUCAAGAAUUCACGUGUCCUGUUGCUUGAUGAAGCUACCAGCAGUGUGGACCCUGAAACCGAUGCAGUCAUUCAAGGUUGUAUCAGGAAGGAAUUUUGCAAUACAACCCUGUUGUGUAUUGCUCAUCGGCUAUCCACUAUUGCAUUCUACGACAAGGUGUUAGUGUUGGAUGCAGGCCAGAUUGCUGAAUUUGACCACCCACUUUGUCUGUUUGACAAACCCAACUCAGUGUUCCGUUCGAUGUGUGAUGCAGCCAAUCUGAGCCGUGAAGCUAUCAUCCGGAUCAGGGCUGGAGAGAAUCCGCAAGAUGUUCAGGAUGAGGGGGAUACCGGCGUACCAGGCUACAAUUGUGCGAGUCGAGCCUGCAAACCAGCAACAGCUAGUAGAAAUGGCUUGAGGAGCCACAACAAUGGAAUUGAAACAAAGGGACUAAAACUUGUCGAAUAA